Messenger RNA from Ictalurus punctatus (channel catfish), 2735 nucleotides. It is a transcript of the gene hsd17b2, whose product is annotated as hydroxysteroid (17-beta) dehydrogenase 2. Gene Ontology annotation, molecular function: oxidoreductase activity. Bases 1 to 1125 code for a protein of 374 amino acids. The transcript is spliced from 5 exons. The record is from RefSeq and is a predicted model, not a curated record. Lineage: Eukaryota; Metazoa; Chordata; Actinopteri; Siluriformes; Ictaluridae.
AUGGAGGUAAGUGGAAUGGAGCUCUGGCUGUGUGUGUUGAUCGCAGCUACCAAUGCUGCACUGCUGAUGGUGAGAUGGAGCAGAAGUCACUUGUCAUGGUCAGUGGUUCUCGUGGUGGUGGAGGUGAUACUGUGCUAUUGGAUAUCAAAUGGAAGUGUGGCAGCGAUACUGCUGAGUGCCAGCUGUGGCUGUUGUGUGAUCCACUUCACUGCUGGAAGAAAAGAGGACAUACUGCCUGUGCAAGGCAAAGCAGUGCUCAUUACAGGUUGUGACUCUGGUUUUGGAUACAAUCUUGCUAAAAUCCUGGACAAAGCUGGGAUAAAGGUGUAUGCUGGAGUGCUGGAGGAAUUUGGACCUGGUGCACAGAGGCUCAGGGAAGUUUCUUCUGCACAGCUUACCAUCCUACAGAUGGAUAUCACUGACGUCAACCAAAUCUCUGAAGCACAUAAGCUUAUCAAGAGUCAAAUAGGAGAGGCAGGUCUUUGGGGACUAGUGAACAAUGCAGGAGUGCUUGGACAUACAUGUGAUGGAGAACUUCUUCCCAUGAGAAUAUUAAGAAAAAUCAUGAAUGUGAAUUUUAUUGCUGGUGUGGAGGUGACCAAAGUUUUCCUGCCUUUGAUAAGACAAGCACAAGGAAGGAUUGUGUGUGUAUCCAGUAUGUCAGGAGAAGUUCCGUUUCCUGGUUUCGCUGCAUAUGGAGCAUCUAAGGCAGCUGUACUUUCUUACUAUGGAGCUCUGAGACAGGAACUGUCUCGCUGGGGUAUUAAAGUAGUCAUUGUUCAGCCAGGGGGCUUUAAGACAAAUAUUUUAGGCAAUCAAGAGGACUGGAUUAAAAUCCAAAAGGAGAUCCUCAGCACCCAGCCCCGAGAAGUAAUAGAUGUAUAUGGAGAAGAGUACAUCUGCUCUAUGCAGCACCGUUUAAGUAAUAUGACUGCUCACGCCUGUACCGAUUUCAAGCCAGUUCUGGAUGAUUUACAACACGCAUUACUCUCAGAAAAACCAAGGCCCUUUUACCACCCGGGACACAACGCCUGGGCCAUUCCAGUCCUACAAAGGAUCUGUCCUACGUUGCUGUUUGAUGCUAUUUUUGCACAGAUAUUUCCUUUAACAAGUUCUGCCCAGUAGGCCAGGCUUCCAAAAGUUGAAACACUUUACACUAUAUGCAUAUUCUCACUAUAAACUUUUUUGCACAUGGGAUGUGCUCUCUCUCUCUGAAGCAAUCAAGAUGUGAUUGAAGUGUUCACUUUUAGCUUUAGUUCAAGGAGUUUGACAAAAAUAUUGCAUUAGACAUUGAGGAAUUAAUUACUUUUUUUUUUUUUUUUUAACAGAGUCCCUUCAUAUUCACAGGCUCAACAGUAAUCAGACAAUUGACUGAUAGGUCAGGUGUGGCCUGUUUUAAAGAUGAAAACACAAAAUAAAAAAAACCCAGACAAAAAACAAAGCCUGAUCAGUUCUGGAACAAGAUGUUAGGGACAGAUGAAAACAAGACUAACUUGUACCAGAAUGAGGGGAAGAGAAGAGUAUGGAGAAGGGAAGGAAUGGCUCACAAUCCAAAUCAUUAACCAUUAGUCAAAAAUGAAAAUUUUUAAAUGGCAGGGUCAGUCAACUGGCCUCAAAACAGUUGAGCAUGCUCUUCACAUACUGAAGACAAAAUUGAAGGCAUAAAUUCCGACAAACAAGCAGCAAAUGAAGGCAGAUGCAGUAAAGGUUUGGCAAAGCAUCUCAAGGGAGGAAACUCAACAUUUGCUGAGGUCCAUGGGUUCCACACUUAAUGCAGUCGUUGUCUGCAAAGGAUCUGCAUCCAAGUAUUAAAAAUAAUCCUUAUGUUUAUGAUUGAUCAUUUGUCCAUUUACUUUUGAGCCUGUGCACAUGGAAGGCUGUAUUUCCUAAAUGGUUAAUGCAAAAUUUUUGUUAAACCCCUUGAAUUAAAACUGAAAGUCUACACUACACUCAUCUUGACUGCUUCAUUUCAAAUCCAUUGUACUGGUGUACAGAGGCAGAAGUCUGAAAACUGACACUGUACAAAUAAUUUUGGACCUGACAGUAUACCUUAAACAGGGAUAUGCUUAAGAGAACAUGCAUUGCCACAGUGUCCAAAUAUGUUACCACUCUAUUUAAUGUGUAUUUUCAGAAUGAGGGCAGACUCUGCAGGAAAUCUGAUGGCUACAAUCUUAAAACACAAAUUAAUACAUUAUUCUAUCUAUGUAACCAUUCUAAAAACACACAUUAAAGGGAAAGCUGACUUUCUUCCCUGCUGUAACAAUUUGCAGCACCAGCCCCUGGAGGAAGAGGGGUUCACUUAAGGGUCAAUAACUGCAUCACAAAAAGAAAAAUAUGAUGUGUAUUGAAGAGUUUGUGUUAGUGCCUACAGACAAGAGAUUACAACACUGUGUCUUGAGUUUUACUUUAACAACAGAAAUUCCAUGCAGACUCCAGAAUUACUUUGAAAUUACCAUAUUUUUCUCAGGUAUGGAAACACCAGACCUUUAAAUUUCACAGGCAUUCCAGAUCUUGCACCCUAAAAUAUACCUUCUCAUGGCUGGCCAAAAAAAAAAAAAAAAAAAAAAAAAACUAGAAUAAAAUAAAUAAAAACCAACACACAUUACAAUGAUCAUAAUCAUUUAAAAAUAAGGAUGCACAACAUCCAUUUUUACUGCUAUUUUACAGCAUCCUUUUUUUUCCCCACUGAAUGAUUGUAAAGGCAUUAAAACAUUAAUUAAAAAAAAAAAAAAAAA